UUUGUUGGUGUUUGCUGUGUGUAAUCAUGAUCUCGCCGGAACAGCAUGAAGUUGAUUUGGUGUUGGAUCGCCAAGUGCGCCGGAAUAUUCAGGACAUGAUGCACGAGGCUGAUGUACAAGCGAAUUUGUUAGAAAGCGAAGGCGUUUCGGGACGUGAGCGCUACAACUCGGAAUCCAGUAUCGACCAGGAUCAUUUACAGCAGGACACAAUGGCGGUGCUGGGCACCCUAUCUGCAGAUGAGAUUGUCGAAGAGGACCAAGACUCUGAGCAAGCGGUUCAGGAAAUACAGAACUUUCAUGAUAUGCUGGUAGAAACGCACAUUGAUGUCAAUGGUUCGCUUAGAAAACGUCGCGGCAAUUUGCCAAAGCACUCUGUGAAGAUAUUGAAACGCUGGCUUUACGAGCAUCGCUACAAUGCGUAUCCCAGUGAUGCAGAGAAGUUUGCCCUCUCCCAGGAGGCGAAUCUAACCGUGCUUCAAGUAUGCAACUGGUUCAUAAAUGCUCGUCGGCGCAUUCUGCCAGAGAUGAUACGCCGCGAGGGUAAUGAUCCUUUGCAUUUUACUAUCUCGCGCCGUGGUAAAAAAAUAAGCCCAAACUCUUCGGGUUCCAUGGGUUUAAAUAUUAACUGCGCCCCAAAUCCCAUUACAGGCAGCCCUGCCUCGGAAGUGGUUGUUGGCGCUACAGAGGAGGUGCACAGUGCCGCUGAAAUGCAUGAGGGAAUAGCCAAUGUACUCACCAAUUUCGAUGAAUAUGUGCGUGCACCCAAUGGCCAGAUAGUCAAAAUGGAGCCAGAGUUCGAUGAGAGUGUUAUUUACAGUUGGCAACAAGCAAUAGCAAACAAUCCGAUGGGCUUUCAGAGGCUGCACACAUCGUUGCAAGCUACCAUAAUCGAUAAGAUACAAAGCUAUCAGUUGCGCAAGGCGGCCAUGAGCGAUGGUAGUACCAGCAGUAGCAGCAGCAGCAGCUAUAGCGCCAGCAAUUCCAUGUUAUCAUAUAGCCCUUAUGGCCAACUGCCACCCGAGUUCGAUGAGGACAAGCCAAGGAAGCGCGGACGCAAACGUCAGACCGAGCUGAACAAGAACGAGACUGUGGCAAAUAAAAUAAUUAAGCAGGAACGUGCCCAAGGGGACCAACAGAAACUGUAUCUGUCUAAAGCAGAAGUAUUUUCUAAACAGGAUGAUUGCAAUGGUUUUGUGGCUGCGCUUAGAUCUGAGGGUGAGGAAAGCGGCCAUGACUACGAGUCCUGCGAGCAGGUCAGCGAGGAAGAAGUGCGCUUUGAGACCUCUGAUGACUGGCAGAGUGUCAUCAAGACCGUUUUCAGCACCGAGGAAGUGACCACCACCAAAAAUAAUGCUAGUGCUUCCAAUUGUGAUCCAGUCCCCACGCAGAUUAAGAGUGAGAGCACUCAGCAACUACUGGAUCAUAUGUUAGGCGCCGAGGCAACUAUUGUGACGAGUUCGAAUGCAGAUGAUGGCGUUGCAUGUGCUCCAGAGCAGGAAGAAAAUGCUACCAUAAGAGAUAAUGAUAAUACACAAAUUGAAGCGCAAACACCUCCACGUCAAGCUUUAAGUCGUGAGGAACGCGAUAAAUAUAAAUGUCUUUAUUAUCUUGUGGAAACUGCUAUGGCUGUGCGUCAGAGCGACAGCGGCCAAGAUGAAGAACUUGCGUACAUGGGGAACUAUCUGAAUAACUAACCUCUUAAUCAAAGAUUUACUGUACAUAUUUAUCAAGUAUUUGAUUUAAAUUCAAGCGUCUGCUUGCGCUUGUUAAACUUAUUGAAGCGCGUUAGCGAUUUUCUAAUUGCUUACGUAUCGUUUGCAGAGACACUUCACAAAUACAUAUUGAAAAAAA
Drosophila virilis is the source of this 1851-nucleotide messenger RNA. It is a transcript of the gene achi, whose product is annotated as achintya. Gene Ontology annotation, biological process: regulation of transcription by RNA polymerase II. Gene Ontology annotation, molecular function: RNA polymerase II cis-regulatory region sequence-specific DNA binding. The record is from RefSeq and is a predicted model, not a curated record. NCBI's taxonomy places the organism in Eukaryota, Metazoa, Arthropoda, Insecta, Diptera, Drosophilidae.